CCACUUCACAAGAACCACAUAAUUAAAAAUAUCUUAACACGUAGAUUUCAUCCUAUAUAAUAGAACAUCGUAGAAAGAGGAGAAACAACAAAUAAACAAAAAUGGAUAUUGAAGCUGUGACUCCGACUUUGCAAGGCGAGUGGAUCGAGGUGGAGCAGAAAGGAGGAGAGGGACCAGGACCAAGAAGCUCACAUGGCAUAGCAGUGGUCGGAGACGAGCUCUACUCUUUCGGCGGCGAGUUAACGCCAAAUAUUUCCAUCGGCAAAGACCUGUACGUGUUUGACUUCAAAACCCACACUUGGUCGAUCGAAACGGGCAGCGGAGACCUCCCUAACGUCAAAGCCUUAGGCACCCGGAUGGUGCCCGUGGGAACUAAGCUCUAUAUAUUCGGAGGCCGCGAUGAGCAUAAACAGUUCGACGACUUUUACUCGUACGACACGGUGAAAAAGGAGUGGAAGUUUCUGACGAAGCUGGAUGAAGUGGGAGGUCCCGAGGCUCGUACUUUCCAUUCCAUGGCUUGGGAUGAUAACUAUUGGCGUGGAUAUACUAUAUUAGAGAUAAUGAUCGAGAGUUUGUGAUAAGACUUAGAGAUAUAGUUAGGCACUCCUAUUGUUAAGGAAGUUGUCGUUGAUGAUAAGGCUAAAUAGCCGACUCUCUUAUUGUAUAAAUAGGUUGGCAUUGCCGUUCUAAUAACACAAGUACUUUCGAUAUCUAAAUCUACAUGGUAUCA
Molecule: messenger RNA, 730 nt
Organism: Brassica napus (rape)
Lineage: Eukaryota; Viridiplantae; Streptophyta; Magnoliopsida; Brassicales; Brassicaceae
Product: epithiospecifier protein-like
Exons: 2
Coding region: 102-578 (158 amino acids)
Biological process (GO): nitrile biosynthetic process
Cellular component (GO): nucleus; cytosol
Molecular function (GO): protein binding; enzyme regulator activity
Source: RefSeq, a predicted model, not a curated record